UAGGGAAUACCAGCAAUCCAUGCUACCUUGAGGCGUCUUGGUAAAAACAAGUUCAUGAUCAAUAUAAAAAUAAUAUAUCGCAGAGUACAACCGGUCAGUACCUUCUUUCCUCGCUUCUUUCUUUGGUCUUUGUGGUUAGUACAUAUCCGUACCAUCGUUCUGAGAGUUCCCAAUUCUGCUUGUUUUGAUUUGGUUUGUCCAAGUUCAAGAUGUACAAGGUCAUUGCUUUGGUGUUGACAUGCUCAAUGUUACAUUCAUCAUUGGGUGGUCCAGUUACUGAGUCUAUCAACCCUUUGCCGAUAUCUCCAUGCCCAGAAAUAGUCCAGUACGAUUAUGCAGAUGGUGAGGGUAGACUAGAUGCUACGUUGGUAGUGAGUAGUCCUCACAUUUUACACGGUAUUUGGAUCAGGAUCCUUUUUGACAGAGAUAUUGACGAAGUAACUGUCAAAGACAGCUUCGGAGAAGUAGAGAGACGAGAUGGCAAAGUCGGCUUCUUGAUCAAAAAUUCAGACAUCAUUCUUCAAAGAUACGAAGAAAGGUUGCUAAGAAUAUCCGUGAAAUAUUCUGGUACCGAGGUUCCAAAUUUGGUUGAAUACAGAAUCAACGCGGUCACUAUUUGUCCCAAUUCUAUUUCAAAUAAUGGUUUAUAUCCCAAUGACAAAAAUGCCUCUUCUGAUUAUCUAUCCUCCAGCAUCACUUCUGAAGGUCAACAAGCAUUUUCUCAAGAAAACUGUGGACAAACCGCAUCAAAAGACACCUAUCCCUGGCAAGCAUCCAUCUUCACCAAACAAAACAACACAGAGCACUAUACCUGCGACGCUACUUUAGUCUCCCCUAAACACCUUAUCACUGCAGCUCAUUGUAUUACCUACCUACGCACUUCGUACCCAAUCUCUCCUAGAUCUUUGAAAAUAUACUUCGAUCAACACGAUCUGAAUGACAUUGACACCCUCUACUUUGCCAAAAAAAUAACACUGUAUCCUGGAUAUUCCUCAGAGAAUUUUUUGAAUGAUAUCGCUAUCAUUGAAUUGGAUGCACCUAAAAAGGGUAGUUUUGUGUGUUUGGCAGGGGAGAGUAGUGCAGUUGAGGAACAAGGACUAUUAAGUGGGUUUAGGAUUGAGAAUGAUGGAUUUGGUAAAGCUGGAGCUGCUAAAAUUGAGAGAAUCGAUGAUGGGAAGUGUCUAGAUGGUCUUUUUGGAGAGUUUAAGGAGUUGUUGGGUGACGAAAAUUAUUGUGCUUCAUAUUUGAAAGAUGGUGAUAGCUGUGUAGGAACCAGUGGCAGUGGACAUAUAACUGAAAACUCCGGAAAAUGGUACUUACAAGGCAUUUUGAAUGCAGGGAUAUUGCUUCAGGGCAAGUCAAAAUGUAAAGACUCCGAUUCUUUGGUACUCACAAACAUCAAUUUAUACUCUAAGUGGAUCCGACGAGAAAUAUCAAGAGAUCUUUAAGAAAAUAUUUAGUUUUUAUUUAACAUUUAUUAAACAUUUAUGUUAUUAAUUACUAUUAUUAUUUUUAUUAAGUAAUGUAACGCUUGCUGUAUUAAUAUGUAAUGACUGCAAUAUUUUAUUCUAUUUUUUACUAAAUAAAGUUUUAUAAAAAUAUUA
Molecule: messenger RNA, 1604 nt
Organism: Sitophilus oryzae (rice weevil)
Lineage: Eukaryota; Metazoa; Arthropoda; Insecta; Coleoptera; Curculionidae
Product: CLIP domain-containing serine protease 14D-like
Exons: 5
Coding region: 210-1448 (412 amino acids)
Biological process (GO): proteolysis
Molecular function (GO): serine-type endopeptidase activity
Source: RefSeq, a predicted model, not a curated record